Messenger RNA from Arabidopsis arenosa, 796 nucleotides. The record is from the annotation of a GenBank genome assembly. Lineage: Eukaryota; Viridiplantae; Streptophyta; Magnoliopsida; Brassicales; Brassicaceae.
GUUGGAAAUUCCAUUUGGUUCUCGUUGUUCUUAAUUCCAUUGGCAACAACAUUGAUCUUCUCUGGACAAAAAUGGUCUGGUGUGGCGGCGUAGGAGAUAAGCUUUUAGGUUUGAUGGAGUUUUUGAUAACAAAUAGAAGUGUGGGGUUGUCUACGGCUAUGGGCUAUGCAGCCAUGGAUGUCGCAAGUCUUCUCAUGCAUGAAUCCCAACAAGUCUCUCUGUUUCGUCGGGUAAGUUACGGCUAUCUUGUCUUAGUGAUAGUGAUGGGUUUGUCUGGCAGCGAAGGACAUGAGAAUUUAGAGAUGAUGAUGUCUUUGUUAACAAAUUCAUGGUUGGGUUUGUUUCAACUUUUGGUCUCCACGACGGUGGCCGACGUCAUUACGUUUUUCGUUGUUAGGGUUUUCUCUCCUCCUUCCAGAGGAGUACUUGUCCGUGUGAUGAUUAUGUGGUUCAUUCACGGUGUUUUUUCCGGGUAUGCUCGGCAUUUUCGGUAUGGCGACAAUAAUUGUCGACAGCGAUUUAGUGAAAAUUUGCAAUCCUCGAUGCAUAUGGGAUCCCGGAAUUACAUCGAAGGGAUUUGUCGUGAAGAUCUCCAACGACGUCUAUGGUGUGGAAUGUACAAUAGGAUGGGUCUACACCGGUAUCAAGCCAAACUUUUUGCUUCGUGCAAUGGCACCGAUAUGGACUAAUUGGUAUCGGAAUGUCGAGAUUAUAAAACUCAUUACAGGAGCAACGGGUUUAUUCUAUGUGAUGUGGAGUUUCAAACAAAGAAUGCCAAUAAGGCAUCUGUAUCACA